Cantharellus anzutake is the source of this 466-nucleotide messenger RNA. RefSeq lists its product as uncharacterized. The annotation marks the transcript as partial. The record is from RefSeq and is a predicted model, not a curated record. The transcript is spliced from 3 exons. Lineage: Eukaryota; Fungi; Basidiomycota; Agaricomycetes; Cantharellales; Hydnaceae.
CCAGAGGGGCUUCUGAAUGAUCUCACCCUUCAUAGUCUUGCCAGUUGAUCUCAGCUACGAAAUAAGGGGCUAGCUAUUAUUGGUGGAUGCGCGUUCGCUGUUAUGCAGUUGAGCUGAUGUCCAUACAAUUUAAUAUGAAAUCUAUCUGUUCUGGUUGCCUCGUUCUUGGGAAGCUUACUGGAGAGUAUGCUGUUCCCGAACUUGGAGCAAUGUCAGCCGCACAUCGCGUGUCAAAGUUGCUCCAACAUCAAAGAAUGCAGCACACAGACAGGGACCAGGGUAGUUGGCGUGUACUGAGGUUGGGUUGGGCCCGCUUAGGACGCUGCGCGUAAUUGGAGGGAGGACAGUAGGUACAAUUUGGAACACACAUCAACGAUACAUGAACCGUGUUGGCAUGAGUGGCAAACCAGGGCACUUCACGCUACAAGUUUGCCUGGGACGGUUUGUGUAGCAACGCUGUGAGGAA